Messenger RNA from Aricia agestis (brown argus), 4357 nucleotides. Its product is annotated as ATP-binding cassette sub-family C member 4-like. The transcript is spliced from 25 exons. Gene Ontology annotation, molecular function: ATP hydrolysis activity; ABC-type transporter activity; ATP binding. The record is from RefSeq and is a predicted model, not a curated record. Bases 151 to 4164 code for a protein of 1337 amino acids. NCBI's taxonomy places the organism in Eukaryota, Metazoa, Arthropoda, Insecta, Lepidoptera, Lycaenidae. Gene Ontology annotation, biological process: transmembrane transport. Gene Ontology annotation, cellular component: membrane.
CGAUAAUAUCAAUUAGGGUACGAUAAUAACGCGAGUAUAUCACAAAUGAUUGUACGGAAUUAUCAGUUGUUGACGGUUCGACGUUGCGGCUAGUGUUAAUUACGUAGACGACAUAGCGCCAGCAGGACAGUCCACCGUCAGCCGCCGACUAUGGAGGAGCCCGCGAAAAACGCACAGAGUGAAAGACAGAGGACUGAUUCGAAUAUAUUCGCCAGGUUUUUCAUAUGUUGGGUCUGUCCGGUGCUGUACACGGGAAACAAGAGGGAUGUCGAGGAAGAGGACUUGGUGGUGCCCAGCCGGAGAUACGACUCCGACAGACUCGGCGAGAAGCUCGAACACUAUUGGCUAGAUGAAUUCGACAGAGCAUCACGCGAGAAUCGGGAACCGUCGCUCUCCAAGGCGCUGUUCAGAACAUUCUGGCUGGCGUACAUGCCUGGCGCCAUACUGCUUAUCAUCAACACAACUGCUAGAACCGUCCAACCUCUGCUCUUCGCUGAGCUGCUGUCGUACUGGUCGGUGAACUCGGAGAUAUCACAGCUGGAAGCCGGGUAUUAUGCCAUUGGGAUGAUGGGCCUGAACCUCAUAACGGCACUGACUCACCACCACAACAGCUUGUUCGUCAAUCGGUUCAGUUUGAGGGUCAAGAUCGCCUGCUCCUCGAUUAUUUAUAGAAAGGUGCUUCGUAUGAACCAAACUUCAUUGAGUAAUGUCGCUGCCGGUAAACUCGUGAACCUGCUGUCCAACGAUGUGGCCAGGUUCGACAUGGCGUUUAUGUUCCUGCACUACAUAUGGCUGGUGCCGGUACAAGUGGCUCUUGUAGCGUACUUCUUGUACGAAGCUGCUGGUUACGCCCCAUUUGUUGGUCUAUUCGGGGUUGUAGUUUUAAUUUUGCCUGUACAAGCUGCUCUUACAAAAUAUACGGCUGUUAUCAGAAGAAAAGUGGCAACCAGGACUGAUAAGAGGAUUAAGUUGAUGGGUGAAAUUAUAAACGGUAUACAGAUAAUUAAAAUGUAUGCCUGGGAGAAGUCAUUCCAACAAGUAGUAAAACUGGCUCGAGCGUCUGAACUCAAAGUUCUCGGCAGAUCUAUCUGCGUGCGGAGCGUUUUCGUCGGCUUCAUGUUGUUUGCUGAGCGAACUACACUCUUUAUUACAUCACUUAUGAUCGUAAUCUCGGGAAAUAUGGUUACUGCUACUGUGAUAUAUCCCAUCAGGCAAUUCCUGAAUAUAAUACAAAUGAAUCUCACGUUUAUCCUGCCUAUAGUGAUCGCCAGUCUUUCAGAGCUGAAGGUCUCUCUGGAACGUAUACAAAGUGUACUAAUGAUGGAGGAAAGACCUGACAUAGCUAUUCUACCUAAAGGCAAGUUAGCGCAAAACAUAUCGUUCAAUGGAAAAACAAUGUCUUCUAAUGACGCUAUUGUGACCAAGAAAUAUUCCGAAUUAGAACCAAUUCGAAAGUCACCAAUUACAGCUGGCAGGGAAUAUGCUGUAGAACUAUCAGGAGUAAACGCAUCGUGGACUGAUUCUGAAAAUCCAGAAAAUCUGACGCUGAAAAACAUCAGCAUUCGCGUGAAGAAAGGAAAACUGUGCGCUGUUAUUGGCCAUGUUGGAUCGGGAAAAUCGUCCCUACUUCAAGUGUUACUUCGCGAGCUGCCGAUAUGUGGCGGAAACUUGAACACCCAAGGGAAAAUGGCGUACGCGUGUCAAGAAUCAUGGCUGUUCCCGGCUACAGUCAGAGAGAAUAUACUGUUCGGACUGCCCUACGACGCCAACAAAUAUAAGGAGGUGGCAAAGGUGUGCUCACUACUGCCUGAUUUCAAGCAGUUCCCUUACGGCGACCUGUCCCUGGUGGGGGAGCGGGGAGUGUCCCUGUCCGGUGGACAAAGGGCCAGGAUUAAUUUAGCUAGAGCUGUGUAUAGAGAGGCUGAUGUGUACCUGUUGGACGAUCCCCUGUCAGCCGUGGACGCCAACGUCGGCCGACAACUGUUCGAAGGCUGUAUACAGGGGUACCUUGGGCACAGCACACGUAUAUUGGUGACGCAUCAAAUACACUUCUUGAAAGCCGCCGACUUCAUAGUGGUACUAAGCGAGGGUAAAAUAAAAAAUAUUGGAACCUACGAUGAACUUGUUAAUUCCGAGGUCGAAUUCACUUCACUUCGGACAACAGAUGAACCCAAAGGCAAAACUAAAGAGGUGUCAGAAAAGAUUGGAGAAAAGCCAGAGUACCUUCGAGGCGUUUCAAAAAUAUCAGUGAAAAGCGAUGGAGGGGAGGAACAGAAGGAACAAAUACAAGCAGCCGAAGAGAGAUCGACGGGUUACCUGAAAUUCGCUGUGAUUUGGCAGUAUUUUAGUUCAGUGGAGUCUUGGUGUGUUGUGUUAAUGGCGCUAUCGACGAUGUUGAUCACGCAGUUCGCAGCGACGUUCUGUGACUACUGGCUUAGUUACUGGACCAAUCAAGUCGAUGAAUACGAACAAGCAUUGCCUGAAGGAGUGGAACCUGACCCCAGCUUUGACACCGAGACUGGUCCACUGACGACAGCACUGUACCUCAUAAUAUACGGAGCGGCGGUUCUGUUCGUCAUCGUCAUGACCCAAGUCAGAAUCCAGGCUUUCGUCGUCAUGAGCAUGAGAGCGUCAGAGAACUUACACAACAACAUGUUCAAGAAUCUUCUUGGCGCUGUCAUGAGAUUCUUCGAUACGAAUCCUUCUGGUCGAGUCCUCAACAGGUUCUCCAAGGACACCGGUGCUAUGGACGAGCUCCUGCCUCGUACUAUUCUGGAGACGUUACAGAUGUACCUGUUCAUGCUCAGUAUUCUCGUCCUCAACGCCCUCGCUCUUCCCUUCACGCUGGUACCGACAGCAGUGUUGUUGGUAAUCUUCGUGAUCGUCCUCAAAUGGUACCUCAGUGCAGCUCAGGCGAUAAAGAGAUUGGAAAGUACAACAAAGAGUCCAGUGUUCAGCAUGCUCAACUCGACAAUAUCCGGCAUUUCAACAAUAAGAAGUUCCGACUCGCAGGACAGACUUAUUAAAACCUUCGAUGACGCCCAAGAUCUCAACUCGAGCGCUUUCUACACAUUUUUGGGUGCAAAUUCAGCGUUCGGCCUGUACAUGGACAUACUGUGUCUCGUGUACCUCGCUGUUGUAAUUGCCAUCUUCCUUUUGAUAGAUUUUGGCUCAGUAGUGGCCGUGGGCAGCGUGGGGCUCGCUAUCAGUCAGUCGAUGUCGCUGACGAUGAUCCUGCAGAUGGCGGCGCGCGUGACAGCCGACUUCCUGGCCCAGAUGACGUCGGUGGAGCGCGUGCUCGAGUACACCAACCUGCCGGCCGAGGAGAACUUAGAGACUGGACCAACCAAACCACCCAAGACUUGGCCAUCGGAUGGAUACUUGGAGUUCAAAAAAGUUGACUUGAGAUACGGCCCAGAAGAUCCGCCCGUGUUGAAAGAUUUGAAUUUCAGUAUUAAGAGUGGAUGGAAGGUGGGUAUAGUGGGUAGGACUGGCGCUGGCAAGUCCUCGCUGAUCUCAGCCCUGUUCAGGCUCUCCACCAUCGAUGGCAGCAUCACCAUUGAUGGUAUCGACACUAAAGGCAUUGGAAAGAAGGAACUAAGAUCGAAGAUCUCCAUCAUACCGCAAGAGCCGGUGCUCUUCAACGCCACACUGCGGUACAACCUGGAUCCCUUCGAUCAGUACAACGACCUUGACAUUUGGAGGGCUUUAGAACAAGUGGAAUUAAAAGAUGCAAUCCCAGCUCUCGACUUCAAUGUGUCCGAGGGUGGCGCGAACUUCUCGGUGGGACAGCGGCAGCUGGUGUGCCUGGCUAGAGCUAUUCUCAGGUCAAACAAAAUCCUUAUCAUGGAUGAAGCUACCGCUAACGUCGAUCCUCAGACCGACGGAUUAAUUCAAAAGACAAUUCGCGAUCAGUUUGCGAAUUGCACGGUGCUGACGAUUGCGCACAGACUGAACACCAUCAUGGACUCCGACAGAAUACUGGUGAUGGACAAAGGCAGCGUCGCAGAGUUCGACCAUCCGUUCAUACUGUUGUCCAACCCCAACAGCCUCCUCAACUUCAUGGUCAAAGAGACCGGCGAGCAAAUGAGCGACUUCCUCCUCGAAGUCGCCAGGAAAAAAUACCUCGGAGAAAACCCACAGAGUGGUUCAAAAGAAGACUAGACUUUGUAUCCUGAACUUAGUUUCUAAUUUUGUAUUUUAUAGUUAAAUUAUUUAGAUUAAGUAUUAUUGUACAUAAUUAAAAGAAAAAGUAUUAUUUUCCUGAUGCGUUUAAUAGCUACGGUACAUUUCUUUCAAUUAACAGGGAUAUAGAUUUUAAGUUAGUUAGAUAACAAAUAAAUCUAUUAAAUUUUUA